AUGGUCACAAUUACUUUUAAAAAUGGAUUACUCAAGAAUAAGCGGUCACGGCAACAACCUCAACCAAAACAGCAACCAACUCGACAACAACAACCUCAACCACAACGGCAACCAACUCGACAACAACAACAACCUCAACCACAACGGCAACCAACUCGACCACCACCACAACCAACUCGACCACCACCACAACCAACUCGACCACCACCACAACCAACUCGACCACCACCACAACCAACUCGACCACCACCACAACCAACUCGGCCACCACCACAACCAACUCAACAGCAAACUCCACUACAAGCACAACAACAACCAACUCGACAACCGACUCGACUUCCACAGACCCAACCAUUAAUUCCGCCUCAGCCAAAGUCAAUUCCGCCUCAACCAAAGUCAAUUCCGCCUCAACCAAAGUCAAUUCCGCCUCGGUCAAAUUUACCUCGGACAAAUCCAAUUGCAUCUCAACUACCUCGGUCAAAAAAUGUUCAACCGCCUCGGUCAAAUUCAAUUCAUCCUGGUCUGCGAACUACAUAUGCCCCUCCUCCUGUUCUCAAACCUUCGAAUUCUCCAAAACCUUCGAACUCUGCGCAAAAAAUUCCUAUUACCAAACAUUAUACAUCUACUACUGAUGUUUGUUCAAAUAAUCCAUACUGUAAAACUGACACCAAACAAGAUAGUGGUAAAACUGUAACUUCAGAAAAUCAUGACCAUCAUAUCACGACUAUCAUACCACAAAAUUACGAUAGCAAUACAAUAACUGCAUUCGUAACUACAGUAGUCACAGUAACUGUUACAGUAUAUGUUCCAGGAUAUACAACUACUGUUACUGAGUUCAAUAAUGAUGAAUUAACAACCUAUGAAACUUACUAUCCACCAAGUACUUUAAUUGUCUUGCAAACUGUCACUUCUGUUGCACCCGCCGAAUUUGCGUUUGACGAGAGUAAAGCAAGAAGAUUGAGUCAUUAUG
Molecule: messenger RNA, 970 nt
Organism: Racocetra fulgida
Lineage: Eukaryota; Fungi; Glomeromycota; Glomeromycetes; Diversisporales; Gigasporaceae
Source: the annotation of a GenBank genome assembly